AUGCCUGAGCUUGCGAAGUCCGCUCCUGCCCCGAAGAAAGGCUCCAAGAAGGCGGUGACCAAGGCUCAAAAGAAAGACGGCAAGAAGCGAAAGCGCAGCCGCAAGGAGAGCUACUCCGUAUACGUGUACAAGGUGCUGAAGCAGGUCCACCCGGAUACCGGCAUCUCGUCCAAGGCCAUGGGCAUCAUGAAUUCGUUCGUUAACGACAUCUUCGAGCGCAUCGCGGGCGAGGCGUCGCGCCUGGCGCAUUACAACAAGCGCUCGACUAUCACCUCCAGGGAGAUCCAGACAGCCGUGCGCCUGCUGCUGCCCGGCGAGCUGGCCAAGCACGCCGUGUCUGAGGGCACCAAGGCUGUCACCAAGUACACCAGCUCUAAGUGA
Molecule: messenger RNA, 381 nt
Organism: Kogia breviceps (pygmy sperm whale)
Lineage: Eukaryota; Metazoa; Chordata; Mammalia; Artiodactyla; Physeteridae
Product: histone H2B type 1-L
Exons: 1
Coding region: 1-381 (126 amino acids)
Cellular component (GO): nucleosome
Molecular function (GO): protein heterodimerization activity; DNA binding; structural constituent of chromatin
Source: RefSeq, a predicted model, not a curated record